AUGUGGGGUGUUAUAAAUGCAACCUUUCCCCCUUUGCAUGUAGAUCUUCGCGACCUAGUGGGUAAGCGAUGGGAUCACUCAGAACAAGCACUCUUCCCCGGCUAUGGCUGUCAACACACGGGCCAGCGCAUAUCCACACGCAAACUUGACAUACAUGUUUGCCCAGGACAUAACCGUGAUAAAGAGCUCCAACAUAGAUGUGGUGGAUCGGGAGAUGGGUAUUGUGCUGAAUGGGGAUGUGAGACCACCGGGACCACCUAUUGGAAACCCACUUCUUCCUGGGACUUAAUCACCCUCCAACGAGGAACUAUCCCGGGGUAUAAUGGAGAUGGCCCCUGGACUUGUGGGGGGCAGGAUUGUGGACCAUGCCAUGAUUCAAGUUCCAAACUCCAGGGCAGCACCCCUGGAGGAAGAUGCAACCCCCUAAUUACCACUUUUACUGAGGCUGCUAAACGGUCAGCAUGGGAUGCCCCCAAGGCCUGGGGGCUACGGCUGUAUCAUACUGGAAUGGAUCCCGCAGCCACCUUCCUAAUCUCCAGAACCAUUUCUCCCACAGCUAUGGCCUCUAUUGGGCCAAACUCUGUGCUACUCGACCAACCGGAUAGGCCAUCCCAGAACCUCCCUAGACCCAAGCCAAACCCCUUGCCAUCUGUCACCACCCUACCUACCCAUGCUACCGGGCAUAGUAAUGCCACUCUACCCCCUAGACCAAAGUUCAGUUCUGCCAGUAGACUAUUGAACUUAAUCAGAGGAGCCCACCAAGCGUUAAACGAAACCCAUCCUGAUAAGGUGGAGGAUUGUUGGCUCUGCUUGACAGCGGCUCCCCCUUAUUAUGAGGGCUUGGCAUUGGACUCUGACCUUAUCAGCUAUACAUCUCCCCCUUCCCGAUGCAGCGAAACACUUAAUCAUAAACUAACUCUGCCCCAGGUGACUGGGCGAGGACUAUGUCUUGGAAAUGUUCCCAGAUCGUCUCAAAAACUAUGUAACCAUACAGUCUCAGUACCUCCCAGCAACUCAUACCUGACCAGCCCUAACGGGACUUAUUGGGCCUGCAAUACAGGACUAACUCCUUGCGUCUCAGUAUUGGUUCUUAACAUCACAGCUGAUUAUUGUGUACUUGUCCAGCUAUGGCCCCACAUUACCUACCACUCCUCAGAGACUGUGCUAGGAUACUUUGAGAAUCGUUAUCGAUUCAGAAGGGAACCUGUUUCAAUAACAUUAGCUCUUCUCCUGGGAGUGGGGGGAAUAGCGGCUGGUAUAGGGACCGGGACCACUGCCUUACUUCGGAGCAAUCAAAAUACACAGCUCCAGGCAGCCAUGAAUGAGGAUCUACAGGCCUUAGAAAAAUCAGUUAGAGCCCUCAAGGACUCUUUGGUUUCAUUAUCUGAAUUGGUCCUACAGAAUAGGAGAGGACUAGACCUCCUAUUUCUUAGACAAGGAGGCUUAUGUGCUGCCCUCAAAGAAGAAUGUUGUUUCUACGCAGACAAAACUGGGGUAGUAACUGAAACUUUGGAUAAACUCAAGGAGAGGCUGACUGUCCGUCGAAAGAAUUCUGAAUCUCAACAAUACUG
Mesocricetus auratus (golden hamster) is the source of this 1571-nucleotide messenger RNA. RefSeq names its product MLV-related proviral Env polyprotein-like. The transcript has a single exon. The annotation marks the transcript as partial. Lineage: Eukaryota; Metazoa; Chordata; Mammalia; Rodentia; Cricetidae. The record is from RefSeq and is a predicted model, not a curated record.